This is a messenger RNA of Neohortaea acidophila, 1349 nucleotides long. RefSeq lists its product as uncharacterized. NCBI's taxonomy places the organism in Eukaryota, Fungi, Ascomycota, Dothideomycetes, Mycosphaerellales, Teratosphaeriaceae. Bases 402 to 911 code for a protein of 169 amino acids. Gene Ontology annotation, molecular function: RNA binding. The record is from RefSeq and is a predicted model, not a curated record. The transcript is spliced from 5 exons.
CGCCUCUCUCAGCUCGAGGGCGGAUUCGUGCAGUGCGGCAGCACGCAAGCUCGCACGCCUUGAAUUUCGCACUUUUUGCCCUUAUCCUUCGUCUCACCUCGCGCUCGGCAGUGUUCUCUUCAGCUUCUGCCUCCUCUCCUCACGUUGCUCUCCCCUUCACUGCACCCGUUGGGAGGUUUGUCUGGCGUAGCCACGUGCUGUUCCUGCUCUAGUUCUCUUUCACGUGGACCCGGCGCAUGUGACACUACCACCUCACCUUUUAACGUUGAGCAGCCUGUGAAUCCAAACCUUCCCUCUUACAUCCCCCUCUCCCCAAGAACGACACUCCCGAGGCACAGCGUGGUCUUACAUCAGCGCCGCUCACAUUCUUCCUGUCCUUACCGACACGACACGGUAACAGAAUGUCUAAACUUUUCAUUGGUGGCCUGGCAUGGCACACAGAUGACCAGACCUUGCGUCAAAAGUUCGAGGAGUUCGGUCAGGUUGACGAAGCCAUCGUGGUGAAGGAUCGUGACACCGGCCGCAGCCGCGGUUUCGGCUUUGUGCGUUUCGCAGAAGACUCCGCUGCCGAUUCCGCCAUCGCCGCGAUGAACAAUGUCGAGUUCGAUGGACGUACCAUUCGCGUUGACAAGGCAUCCGAGCGCGGCGCGGGCGGUGGAGGUGGUGGACGUGGCGGCUACGGUGGCGGCGGCGGUGGAUACCAGCAGGGUGGCGGCUACGGCGGCGGCGGUGGCGGAUACCGCGGAGGCUACGGCGGCGGUCAAGGCGGCGGCCAAGGAGGCUACCAACAGGGCGGAUACUCUCAGGGCGGAGGCGGCGGCGGCAACUGGCGCCAGGGUGGUGGUGGAGGUGGAGGCUUUGGCGGUGGCCAGGGUGGUGGGUAUGGCCAGCAACAAGGUUCGUCUGCCUAACCCCCCUCCCACCUGAGGAUGCCUUGCUCACUCCCACUUCUAGGCGGCUACUCGCAGGGACCUAACGGCGGCGGCUACGGCCAGCAGCAACCGGGUGGAGGCCAAGGCUACUAGAGCACCACUGCUCGCGGGUCACACACAAGAGCUCGAGGCGUGACUCGGGGCCCAAGGGUCAGAUAGGACAAGACGUGGAGGAAAUGGGACAGACUGAGACAUGUUAAUUGCGACCACAAGAAAGGACGUGCGAUUUUUGGGGAGACCUCUCUUCGGAGCAACAGGGCCACGAGUGUGCUCAUGAUACCCAACUAUUAUAACUCUCUGAAAUGUGACAUGAAUUCUUGCUUUUCGAGAUUGUUGAAAACGGCCCAUGCUUUGCUUGUGUAUGCCAUCGCGUUUCAGCCUUGAUGUUGCCUUAUAGAGUGUACGUUGAGAUGGUUG